GCAGUCAUAAAUAAAGGUAGCUGCCCGAAAGCACAUACCCCACCCCCCCUCUCUUUGAAAAUUAUUUUGGAUAUUUAAUUAUCUUCUUCACUGGUUUCUCAAGAAAGAAAGAAGAAGUAGCAACAAUGGGGUUUGGGGAUGUAAAAACUGAAGGGAUUCUGAGAUUUUGUGCCAUUAUUUUGUUGGUUUUAUCAGUUUUGUUGCUAGGUUUUGAUAAGGAAACUGUUCAAAUCUUUCAUGUCGACAAGAAAGCCUCUUUCAAAAGUCUGCGUGCUCUUGUAAUAAUUAUAUAUGUGGAUUCAAUGGCAGCUGGCUACAACAUUCUUCAACUAUGCAAAUGUUGGAUUUUUGCUCAGCCAAAAGGAAUAUCCAAAUUAGGGACACACUUUCAUAUAUACUUAUUUUGGCUUUCUUUCUUUCUUGAUCAAGUAGCUGCAUAUCUCACAUUUGCAUCGAACACGGCGGGGAUGGAGGCGGCCCUUCUGGCAGUGACCGGAGCUCAUGACUUCCAAUGGAUGAAGCUAUGCAACAGAUUCCAUAGAUUUUGCUACCAAGUUGGAGGAGCUUUUCUUUGUGGCUAUGCAGCUUUCUUUGCAUUGCUUCUCAUUUCCUUCAUCUCUGCCUUCAAUUUGUUUAGGCAUUAUUCACCAAACCACUUCCUUAGACUAAAAUCUUCCAACAACAACAAGUGAAAAAGCUACUUUGCCUUUACUCUUUUCUAUUUGGAUGUUGAAACUCUAGCUUAUACACCUUUAUGGCUUUUGAUCACCUCUAUGUAUCAAUUGUGUGUAUUUAAUUUGUAUUUGCAAAAUGAUCAAGUAUAUUUUAGAACUCGAGUUCAGUUUAAUCAUUUCCUUU
Molecule: messenger RNA, 858 nt
Organism: Cucumis sativus (cucumber)
Lineage: Eukaryota; Viridiplantae; Streptophyta; Magnoliopsida; Cucurbitales; Cucurbitaceae
Product: CASP-like protein 2C1
Exons: 3
Coding region: 126-692 (188 amino acids)
Source: RefSeq, a predicted model, not a curated record